Dendronephthya gigantea is the source of this 4274-nucleotide messenger RNA. RefSeq names its product actin cytoskeleton-regulatory complex protein pan1-like. The record is from RefSeq and is a predicted model, not a curated record. The coding region runs from base 240 to 3923 and encodes 1227 amino acids. Gene Ontology annotation, biological process: endosomal transport; clathrin-dependent synaptic vesicle endocytosis. Gene Ontology annotation, molecular function: calcium ion binding; protein binding; molecular adaptor activity. Gene Ontology annotation, cellular component: intracellular vesicle; clathrin-coated pit; presynaptic membrane. The transcript has 16 exons. NCBI's taxonomy places the organism in Eukaryota, Metazoa, Cnidaria, Anthozoa, Malacalcyonacea, Nephtheidae.
CCAAAAGGAUCACCAUAGUUAUAUGUAAAAGAAUUGGAAAAUCAAUCCGCAUUCAUAUCGUUCAUAUGAUUAUGAAAUAGUCAAAAAAUAGCAUGGAAGAUUUUUAGUACAACAGACCGAUAUUCCCGAGUGCCAUUCAAGAUAUCAUAUAACAAUACUCGCGUAGAAAUAUUACAAAACACAUGUAAAUAUUUGUGGAGUGGCCGCCACUUUUGCCCUUUUGAGUCUGACAAGUUGGUAUGGAGGAACGAGACAGAAUUCGAUAUGAAACGUUAUUCUACUGUCAAAAAUUGGAUGAUGGCUAUUUGUCAGGCGACAAUGCAAGAGCUUUAUUUAUAAGAUCAAAACUUCCUCUUCUUGACCUUACAAGAAUAUGGAAACUGUCUGACAUCACUCGUGACAACAAGCUUGAUGUCUUUGAAUUUUCCCUUGCAAUGCAUUUUAUUGAAAUGAAAUUAAGUGGAAAAGAAAUCCCAAAACAAAAUAGUAUUGUGAAUGAUGAAAACAAGGAAGAGGUCUUAAUUCCAGAAACGACACAAGAAGACAGACAACGUAUAAAAGAUAUUUUUGACAAUGCAGACACAAUUAGUCAAGGUGCCCUUACAAUGAAUAUUGUGAAACCAAUGUUUUUGAAGUCUGGACUGCCAUCUUCAACUCUCUCAAGAAUAUGGAACAUUGCUGAUCUUGAUAGAGAUGGAAAACUGUGUUUGUUUGAGUUUACCAUUGCUGUACAUCUUCUGAAGAAUUGUGUCGAAGGCUUGAGUUUAAAUGGUCAUGUCAAUCCAUUUUCCUGUUUCUCAAAUGAGGACGAUACUGUUCGUGAGUACAAGGAAAAGCUCUCAAUAUUUGACAAGGAACUCCUACUGGAACAGAAAAAUAGUGAAGAUAAUCUAUUUCUCAACUCAAAUAAUUCUGCCAACAACACAAAUCUUGAGCUGCUGACUGGUUAUCUCUUCGAUGGAAAACACGUUCCUCCCCAACUUUCUCGAGAGCAAAACGACUGUAGUUUUGUGGAUGAAAACCGAAAUGAACCUCAUAAAAAAGAAGAAAAGAUAUUUGAUGAUUCACCAAAUUAUCAUUCCUACGUUGGAGAAAAACCACCUGUGAAUAGAAGCACAGAAACAGUUGAAAGUUGUAAAAUGGACAAAAGUAAUUUUCAUGUCGAUUUAGACAACAUAUUUGAAACAGUUAGCAGGGAGCAUAUGGACGAGAGUGAAGAAAAACCAAAGUUCAUUGCUCAACCUCCCACUGGUUAUGCAGAAGCUGAAGAUGAUGAAGAAGAGACUCCAGAUAUUUUGCCUUAUUUUCAAAGAAGAACAUAUUGUGGAAAAGACUUGAUAUUUGAAGAUCCCAUUGGUAGUGAACUGAUUGGUGACGUGGAAUUUGAGGUCGACUUUGAGUAUAUUAUAAACGAUAUACGAAAGGAAAUUGCCGACGAAGAACGAGGACUGCCGAUAGCUCGUGUUCUCCCAAUCUAUAAGACACCGCCAAUUUACGAUGAAUUCGAAAGGACAGUUGUUGACAAAGAUAAAAGAGAAAUAGAUUUGAAUUUUAAUGACGUGAAGAUAGAAGAUUUUAACGAACAAGAAAAACAUAAAGAGAUUCUUAUUAACACGGUCACGAAAGAUCCAGGUGGGCGUGGCAGAGGUGUCGUCCUUAAUGACGAAUCGAGGAGUGAUAAGGAUAAUAUAUUCGAAGACACUCGUGCAAAAAAUUUAAUGAACUUCAAUAAUAUUGGUGGUGGUGGCGAUGGUGCUGAGGACGACAUUGUGGAACAAAAGAGACUACUUUUACAAAAUCAGCAUGAAGAACGCAAGAAGCUCCGUGAAAAUCGACCGCAAGAUGAUGAAAGGAAUGAAAACUCGAGAAGUAGUACUCCAGUUGCAAGAAAUGCAGAACAAAAUUCUGUUAGCAGCAGUGCAUUUGUUAAAAAAGUCGAGAAAAGAGAAACAAAACCGCAAAAGGAUGUAAUCGAUGCCAAUUAUUCCACAGAACCAUUACGUAAGGAUGACUCUUCCGUAAACGAAAGAGAUAGGAAAGUCUCAGAUUCCAAACAAGAUAGAAAUAAAGUGGAGUCAAAUGAAACAUGUAAAGACAAAGUCACUGAUAUAAUGCAUUCAAAUGGAACGGAGUCUCGUAAUGAUAUCAACAACAAAGAGGAAAUUGACAAGGAAGAAGGAGAAAGACGCCGUGAAGCUGAGGAUAAAGAGCAACGUUUGCUUGAGAGGAUAAAAUAUUUGGAGAAGAAACGACAACAAUUGUAUGAAAAGAAACAACGCGAACUAAAUACAAAUCAUUUCACCUCAAAUGAAGAACAUCAAGUGUACGGAAACGUUGAAAAUAAACAAAGUAAUGAAGUUAACACAAAUGAACAUAGAUUAAUCAACAAGCACGCAGCAAGCUCUGCAUCCCAUGACCCUUGGUCGAAACAAGCGAAGAAACAAGAAAAAGAAAACGAGGAGGAGAAAAGAAGACUAGCUGAAGCUUUAGCGGCUAAAAGAAAAACUGAAGCCGAAUUAGAACGACAACGUGAGGAAAUAUUGCAAGCAGCGAAAGAACGAAGAUUAGAAGAAGAAGCAAAACAACGAGAAGAACAAGAAGCAGCAAAACAACGUAAGCAAACGUUUUUGGAAAACCUUAAAAGAUUAAAGGAGCGGGUCACUACAGAGGAAGAGGAUAAAGCUAAGGCAUUUAAAAGCCUCUCGAAACGUGAGGCAAGUGGUUCAGUUCAGACCACUGCUGGAAGAUUUAAUUCAAGCCUUGCUUCGUCUAACAAAUCGCAAUCGUUGCCUGGAUAUAACAAGUUGGAAGAAACGCAUUCUUCAAAUACUUCUCAGAAGAGUGCGUUGCUUCAAACCAACAGGUCGGGAUACAAAGGUGUUGUUGAGGCAAAUAAACAAACCUUGAACCAGGAUGAUUAUGCGGCUAUAAAGCAUGGCCGACAAAAUAGUGAAACGAACAAGGAAGACGAGAGAAAAGCAGAUGAAUUGCGACGAGAAAACUUCAAGUCAAAUCGAGAAUUGUUUAUGAGAAAAGUUCAAACAGAGCAACAGGUCCAGAAGCGGGAAAGUGUGAACAGAAACGCUCGACCUAAAUCACAUUAUGGUGGGAUGUUUAACAAACCUGUUCAUCAAAUUAUCGAUGAUUCCUUGCUUUCUCAGAAUGUUGACUCGUCAAGUGUCGGGGAUCUCGUGGAUGAGGAGUCGGUGAAACAGUUUCAACGAGAACAGGAAGUGAAGAAAGAACAUGAAAAUAUGAACAAACUUCGUUCAAGUCUCGAACGAGAAUCAAGUUACACUGUAGAAAAUGUCGAACAACUGUUUUCAGAAACUGAAACAGACAAUGAAAGUCGAAGUGGUAAUGACUGGGAUAAUUUGGAAAAGAAAAAGGUUAAGACAUCAUCUCAUCCGCAUCGUCGUUCUCUCGUGAACACGUUAAAAACUGAGUGGGAUUCUUUCAUAGAUGUUUUGGAGGAAGACAAGAGGCGAGAAUCUGAGACGGUCAGGUUAAGACAAGAAAUCAGUGCUCAGAAAAAAGUUAGCCAGGCACGAACACCAGUCACUGCACCAAUUACGACCUCUGCUGAUAUUGUGAGAAGUAAUAGUUCCAAAGACAUUUCGGAAGAAAAAGAAAUAUUUGCAAAACAAGCUGGGAAAGUUAAGAAGCUGAUCAAAUCUUACAAGCGAUUGUCUGUUCCGAGUUUUUUCAGCCAAGAUAACGCGUGGAGUAUUGAAAAAUCAGAAGAAGAGUCGACAACACUUAAAGUGAAUUCUCGAGCAGAAAAUUCGAUCACAUCGCACAGUCGCGAACUAGACGAUAAAAGGUUCGAUCAGAAAACUAUCAUUAAGGAUAAUGCACCCAAACGUAAAUCCGACCUGGCUCAUGCAUGGAAACAUGUUUCAAACCAACAAAACACUGGUUAAACAAUAUUAAAAUAUAUUCGACACUGGUGCAGUUAUAGUAGUCUAAAACAACAUAUAUAAAGCCUAGUUUCCAUUUGGUCUUUACCUCUCUCUUGUUUAAUUAAGUGAGUGAGUGCAAAUCUGAGUGCAAAUGUAAUGACACUCAUUUACGUUAUAGCGACAAGUAAUCAUCAAAUGAAAACAAGGCUUAGUGCACUCUGCGACUUAAGAACAGUCUUUAUAGGUUAAAAGUCGCAGUUUUUAUUGUCAGUCUAAUACCUUAAAAUAAAGCUCUACAAGGAUGUGAUGUUUGUAACAUCAUUGUCUAUUGGUUGUAGUUACGGACUUUAAACAAAAAAGAACCUUAAACAA